GGCGGGGGCGGGGCCCUUCGAGCAACAGCUCCUCAGGCCACGCCCACUUACGUUGACGCAAUCAACGCCCACCUCAGGCCGACUGGGCGGGACCGGAUGCCUCACGCGCUUCUCCCACAUUCCCGGGGACUCUUCGCGGCGGGGGCGUGGCUACAGGUCGGGAGGCGGGACUUCCUGUCUGACUGGGAAUAACGCGGUCCAGUCCGGAAGUUAGCUGGCAGUCAGGCUCUUCGUGGGCCUCGAGGUUUGAGGGUUGAGUGUCUGGUGGCGUCAGGGCCCUGGUCGCUCCUUAUUUUCCGUCUGGCGAUGGCGACCUACACCUGCAACACCUGCCAGGCGCUGCUGGACAACGCGGAGGCGCAGCGGGCCCACUACAAGACGGACUGGCACCGCUACAACCUGAGGCGCAAAGUGGCCGGCAUGGCCCCGGUGAGCGCCGAGGGCUUCCAGGAGCGGGUGCGGGCGCAGCGGGCCCUGGCGGAGCCAGAGAGCAAGGGCGCGGCCACCUACUGCGCCGCCUGCAGUAAGAAGUUUGCCUCCUUCAAGGCCUACGAGAACCAUCUGAGGUCCCGGCGGCACGCGGAGCUGGAGAAGCAGGCGGUGCGCCGGAAGGUGGCGAUCAUGAACGAGAAGAACCUGGAGAAGGGGCUGGGCGUGGGCGGCGUGGACAAGGAUGCGGUGAACGCGGCCAUCCAGCAGGUCGUCAGGGCCCAGCCGUCCACGUCUCCCAGGAGGGCGGCCCCAGCGCCCGAGGCGGAGUCCCGGAGCCCCGCGACCGGGGCCGCCGGAGGACGUGGGCCUCGGCCGCGAGAGCCGGGCGACAGACCUCCCCGGCUGCAGUGGUUUGAGCAGCAGGCGAAGAAGUUGGAGAAACAGCAGGGCGAGGAGGAGAGUGAGGAGGACCUGGAUGAAGACGACUGGGAGGAUAUUGAUUCUGAUGAGGAAUUGGAAUGUGAGGAUGCUGAAGCCAUGGACGACGAGGAGGAGGAGCAGGAGGAUGCGGAGGAGGAAGAGGCUGGAGGAAGCACCCCUCUUGGUGCCAUCCCUAUAACGGACUGCUUAUUUUGUCCCCAUCAUUCAAGCUCCCUCACGAAGAAUGUGGCUCAUAUGACUAAAGUCCACAGCUUCUUUAUUCCUGAUGUAGAGUAUCUUUCAGAUCUUAAGGGACUAAUUAAAUAUUUGGGAGAGAAAGUUGGUGUUGGGAAGAUUUGCUUGUGGUGCAAUGAGAGAGGGAAGUCCUUCUACUCCACCGAAGCUGUUCAGGCUCACAUGAAUGACAGGAGCCACUGUAAGCUCUUCACAGAUGGGGAUGCUCUUUUGGAAUUUGCAGACUUCUAUGACUUCAGGAGUAGCUACCCAGAUCACAAGGAAGGCGAGGACCCUGAUGAGACUGAGGAGUUACCCUCAGAAAAGACCUUGGAAUAUGAUGAUGAAACCAUGGAGCUGAUUCUCCCUUCUGGUGCCAGGGUGGGUCAUCGCUCCUUGAUGAGAUACUACAAGCAGCGGUUUGGCUUGUCAAGAGCAGUGGCAGUUGCUAAGAAUCAGAAGGCUGUGGGCCGGGUCCUCCAGCAGUACAGAGCCCUGGGAUGGACUGGCAGCACAGGAGCAGCUCUCGUGCGCCAGCGGGACAUGCAGUACGUCCAAAGGAUGAAGUCAAAAUGGAUGCUGAAGAUGGGGGUGAAGAACAAUGCCACCAGGCAGAUGCACUUCAGGCCCCAAGUGCUGUUCUGAGUCGGCCAGGGGUUAAGUCACCAUCUGUCUCCUGCACAAGCGGCCUCCUUUCCUGAGGACCCCGGAAGUCAGACUGGACAACAGACCCUUUUGCUGCUACUUCUCCCUGUACAUCUCUCCUGACCUGAUAAUAAAUGUCAG
Molecule: messenger RNA, 1872 nt
Organism: Hippopotamus amphibius kiboko
Lineage: Eukaryota; Metazoa; Chordata; Mammalia; Artiodactyla; Hippopotamidae
Gene: ZNF622
Product: zinc finger protein 622
Exons: 6
Coding region: 307-1731 (474 amino acids)
Biological process (GO): ribosomal large subunit biogenesis
Cellular component (GO): preribosome, large subunit precursor
Molecular function (GO): nucleic acid binding; zinc ion binding
Source: RefSeq, a predicted model, not a curated record